This is a messenger RNA of Neopsephotus bourkii (Bourke's parrot), 6767 nucleotides long. RefSeq names its product oxygen-regulated protein 1-like. NCBI's taxonomy places the organism in Eukaryota, Metazoa, Chordata, Aves, Psittaciformes, Psittacidae. The record is from RefSeq and is a predicted model, not a curated record. Gene Ontology annotation, cellular component: axoneme. The coding region runs from base 168 to 6575 and encodes 2135 amino acids. Gene Ontology annotation, biological process: axoneme assembly; retina development in camera-type eye; intracellular signal transduction. The transcript is spliced from 4 exons.
UGGUAACGUCUGGAGCACACUGUAGCUGGAAUAUGUGUCUGUGGAAAGAAGCAGUAUACAUCACUUAAAUACCAUCUAUGUGACUGAUUUUCCUCCAAAAUAUUGUAGCACUUUUGAGAGCUUGGUGGCUACUGAGUUGGUUUCCAGAGCACCAGAUUGCUGUCAAAAUGAGUGAAACACCUUCAACUAGUUACUCGGUGAAUCAGCCUAACUCCUCCGAGAGUGAACAGAGUUUAACCACGCGCCAUUUCAAUGUUACUGAACCUGUUGUGGCAAAACGGAUCUGUUUCUAUAAAAGUGGAGAUCCUCAGUUUAAUGGCAUCAACAUGGUAAUUAACAGUCGGUCUUACAAAACAUUUGAUGCCUUGCUGGAUAGUUUAUCCAAACGGGUCCCAUUACCUUUUGGAGUAAGAAAUAUUAGUACACCAAAAGGGAGACACAGCAUCACCAAUCUGGAGGAUCUUGAAGAUGGAAAAUCUUAUAUUUGCUCCCAUCAGAGGAAAAUGAAGCCCAUCAACUUGGAACAGGCUAGCAAAAAGCCACUUCCCUGGCAGAUCAGCAGGCCUGUCAGUGCUCGCCGUCGAGCUGUGCAAUUAGCAAGGGAAAAUGAAGAUGGAUUUGGCCAUCGAGAAAGUAAAAUAACAACUCCCAAGAAGAUGCUUGUUUUCAAAAAUGGAGAUGUAAGACUCAGGCGCACCAUAGUUCUGGGAAAAAAAAAUACACAAAACUUUGAGGCCUUUCUGGAUUACAUGAGUGAGUUAAUGCAGUAUCCAGUUGUGAAACUAUACACCACUGAUGGCAGAAAGGUUCCUAAUCUCCAGGCCCUAAUACUGUGCUCUGGAGCUGUAGUUGCAGCGGGGAGAGAGCCUUUUAAACCAAGCAAUUACGAUUCUCUUGGGUAUUCACGGCCUGCUAAAUUGCUUGGAAUUGCAAAUCGUGUGUACCCAAAAGCAAAUGCCAAGUCAGAGAGUGAAAAUAUGAGAGCUGAAAUGAGCUCUGGCUCAAGAUCUCAGGUAUUCUCAGUUUCUUCUGAUAAAGGGUCCAGCAAUGAUGAUAACUUGAAUGAGAACAACUCAGAUUCUUCCUGUAUUCCUGCCAGUCAUAAUGGCAUAGGAGGAAAUCAGUCAGUUACUGGUGAAGACUUAUCAUCUGUGGCACAGUAUGAAGAUGACAUUGAGAAAUCUGUUCACCUUAAUCAAGAUGGAAGUAUCACAGUGGAAAUGAAAGUUCGAUUUAAAAUUAAAGAGGAAGAAACCAUUAAAUGGACAACCACUGUUAGUCGUGCUGAUAAAAAUACCACCACUUGCAAUUCUGCAAUGCAUGCAGAAGACUCCUUAUCCAGUGUAAAUGUAUCAGAACAUAUAAAACCAAAAGAUGAUCUGUUUUUGAAGAGCUACAAUAAAGAAGAAGGAAACUCACUACAGCAGUUCAAUGCAGAAGUGUCAGACAGAGAAUCAGAGUCUGAUUUAAAAACUGCUGGUUGUAACACCUGUAUGAAGAGCAGUUCUGCAGAUCUAGAUGCAGGCAAUGUACCUGAGGAUAACAUCAGGCCUCACUUUUAUAGGCCUCCUACCCCUGGGCCAAGGCGUGUUAGACAAAAGAAAGCAGUAGUUGAAAGUGUCACAUUGGUUUCUGAGAAAGAGGUUCAGGAGAAGACAGUAGGACAGUUUUCCUACAGUGAGGAAAUAAAGAAUGGAGAAAAUAAAUCUGAGUAUUGCAUGGUAGCUCAUUCAAGCAGAAAAAAAUCAAGUGUCAGUAAUCCAAAUUUUAGUGAGAUCAGUGACAAUGGUUUAUUUAAGCUUUCUUCAGAGAAUAUAAAAGAAGAAAAGUUUUUUAAAGUAAUCCACAAAAAUAAUGAUUUAAUAGAAACCACGAAGAGGAAUACAUUAGAAGUGCCUGAUGAGGAUGAAUCAGCACAGAAUAUAUUAGAGAAAUCAGUUAUGGAUCAAGGUACAUAUAAUAGUUUGGUAUCAACCUGCAAAACUAACAUCAGUUAUUUCAUACCAUCAUCAGAAAUUUACCAGGCAGCCAGGCCAGCCUCAGCAGACCACAUCCAUAAGUCAUGUGAUAUUAAACAAAUUAAAAGAUCACCGAGUUCUUUCACUCGCUAUUCAGAAUUAAGUCAGUCAGUAGAAGAAACACAAUGUAAAACAUCAGAUUUAUUACCUGUUUCUCAAGAUGCAGUGUGUUCAGCCUCUGCUGGACAUAGCCAGAUGAAGAUGAUGGUACCUCCAUGUAGUAAAGGUCUUACUGACAAAAUAAAUCCAACACCUGGGUUAUUUCCUACUGUAACUGAAAGUGAGAAUCAAACUAGCAUCAGGACUGAAUCUGUGACAGCAACACGUCUCAUUGAUGACAGCCAAUCUAUAUCUUCCCUCACCAGAAAGAAGAAGAAGAAGAAGAGAAAAUCGCCUAACCUCCUAGAACAAAGUACAUAUGAAGAUCAAAAAGACAAAGGAAUUUCAGGGAUAAUUAAAAGUGAGGGAAUGCGUAUCACAAGCAAACCCCCGCAGGAUUCCACAGCAGAGGCUAUGGAUAAUUAUUCUGAAAUGCCUCAGAAAAAACGAAUGGAAUUUUUUGUAAAAAACAAUGAUGGUUCUGUCAAUUCAGACAAAAAUGUAUGUCCUGAAGAUGAGUUCUACCACCAGGAUUUAGUGGAACAAAAUGGAUUAUCAUCCAAUAAAAACCCAAGAAGUAAUGACAAGUUGUUCGACUCAAAAUUGAAGUCAGGCAAAAAAAAUAGUAUAGUUUCAUCUUCAAAGAGUGAAGAUGGCCUAGUGACAGUUGAUUCAAACAAUGAGUCUGAACACAGUCAGGAUACACAGAGUAGUGAGAAAGAAGUCACACGUCUCACAAACAGUUCUUUUGAACAGACAUGUAACACAUCUGUGAUUUCAAAACCAUUGUCAGAAGUGCCAGAGAAUCUUAAUGUUGAAAAAGAAAAGGAGAAGAAUGUUUUGGAAAAUUUCUCAUCAAAGAAGGAGAAGAAGCAAAAGGGGAUGAAGAAAAGUCUAAGUAAAGGGGCAAAUAAGUUAAAUAUGUCAGAGAGUGCCAUUGCACAAGAGGCUCUGAAACAAGAGGAUUUUCAAGAGGAGGGUGUUGAGCAUUCAUUUGAAAACAAUGUCCAAACUUGGCUGAAAAGCUUUUUACCGAAUUCUGUCUUACCCCCUAUACAUAAAAAAGAAGGGAAUGUAGAGAACAGCAAUGCCUGUAAUUUUCCUGUUGACGCUUCUAUAGAUAAAGAAACAAGAUCUAUCACAAAUAAAGGACAUGUGACUGGAAAAAACCAUCUGCUUGAACAUAAUCUAACAAAAAGAACAUUAAAGCCUAUUUGUGAUUUGAGAGCUUCAGAAGAAUCAGGCAAAGAUUCAGAUGCAAAACAAACUGACCCCUUGAUUCAUGCCAAUACAACUAUAAUAGAAACAGCCAAGUAUUCACUAAAGUCAGAAUUUUGUUGUGAUGGUAAGCUACACUUGCUUCAUGAAACAUCUGACAAUGAUAAAAAGAUGUCAGAAGCUGAUAUGCAAGAUACCAACCUAUGUAGAAGAAAAAAGUCUGAAGUUGCCGUUCAAGUUGAUUGUGCAGUUGUCAAUGAGAAAAUGGGAAUUGAUGUUCAGAAUAAUUGCAUGUCUAUCAUGUUGCUGCAUGAACUACAAUCAGCUUUGCUUGGUCUCCAGAAAGAACAUAAUGGAUGUGUAGGAAAAGCUUGCACCCUUUCAGAUCUUUCUUCUUUAGCUUUUAGUUCUUCUUCUAAUGUCCUCCUAACUUGGCUACUUGUACUGAAUCUGAGAGAGAAUUUGAUUGGGACAAUCAGAGAUGAUACACAAAAAACUACCUGUAGCUGUUCUGAAAUACUUACACAGUUACAGUUUCUGAAACAAACUGCAGUCAUAGAAAAAGUUGAUGAAAUGAAGGCUGCCUUCUCACAUUUUCAACAAUCAACAGAAAAUAACUUAUUAACCUUUGGGAGGGAACUCAAAAAGCAGGACUCCUCACAUUGCCAUGAGAAUAUGUCCAUGUCUGAAAUUCAUAAUGGUUUAUGUCUGCAUGAAAAUGAAAAGCCAGUUGAGUCUUGUGUUCCAAAAGACAGUGAAAAUUCUGAAGAAGCUUUAAAAUUAGAAACCUGUUUUGAUAUGCAGAAAGAUCUUUGUAAUGAAGCAGAGACUUUAGACUUGAGUGCUCUCCAAACACAGCUAGAUAGUCAAUGUGCCAAUAUUAAUUCAAGUACCUGUAGCCUUGCAUCAGCUAUAAAGCCACAUGAAAGAAAGGAAGAAAUGCCUGAUAGCCUAUAUAAAAAAUCUCAAGAUGAAAAUACUAAUACAUCAUUCACUAAUGAAGAGUCAGAAAUUUCAAUAGAGCCUAACUCAACAGUUUAUAGCAUAACUUCUAAUGAUAAACAUCAUAUUUUAGAUCAGGAUACUUCUGAGUUAGAAUGUGAAAAAGAUAUACAUGUUACUACUGAUAAAAGUGAAAAUGAGAAAGCUGAUCCCAAGUCUGUGGGUAAUGACAAAACCCCAAAUAACCAAUUUAAACUUGCCACUGAAACCUCUGUAGAAUAUAACAAUGAGGAUUAUUCUGUACAGGAAGACAAAGAAGAUGCAGAAACUGGUGAGGAAAACUCUGAGAGGUUAUCUACAGUGUCUCCAUUAUCGUUUUGUUAUGAAUCAAAGCAAAUUACAGAAUGUGAUAUGAGCGAAGGAGAACAGAAAUUGCAAGUAGAAGAAUCAGAUAAUAAAAUGUGUUUAGACUCUUCUCAAGUGAAAAAAUGCUUAAAAAGUCCUGCUACUUCAGACUGGUCAGAUUACAGACCAGAUACUGAAGAAAGUGAUUAUAACUUCAGAGCAUCCAGUGAUCUGACCAAUGAAAGUGGGGAGGAAGCAAUGCUUGAAAAACAUUAUAACACUGGCUAUGUAAAAAGAACUAUUGAGCGACUUUAUGGCAACACAGAAGCUUCAUUUAAACCUGACUUUCAGAAAGGAUUUCCUUAUAUGUUGAAAGUAUUUCAAAAGGAUACUGAAGAAUUCCACUCUGCAGUUGUGGAAAAAACCAUUUAUUUUUCUCAAGAGCCAACGUCUUGUUCUGGUGAGAAAUUGUCACAUUCUUCACUACUAUCAGAAGAAUUUGUAGUAAACAUAAACAAAGAUGACACUAUAACGAGACAAGAAAAUACUUCUUUAUCAACACCACAACCUACUCUUAACAGAGAAGAGACAAGUUAUACUGUUGACCAUUCAGGGGAAUCUCCAAAGCAACAUUGUCAACCUAGUGCACCAGAUAAUGAAGAUGAAGGAAUAUUGAUAGAUAAAGGCAAAUGGCUUCUCAAAGAAAAUCAUUUGAUAAGAAGAUCACCACCUGAACGAGUUGGAAUGUAUGGUAAUUUGGAUACAACUUCAACAGACACAGUCCUUGAUACUAACAGUGAUGACUUUCCCUACUCGCACUUCGGCAAUCUGAAUCAAUACCCAGACCUCAGCGAAAACUCUUCUUCAGAACUUGAAGACAUGAUUAAACCCUCUGAAAAUUUUUGCAACUAUUUCAAUAUGCCUCAUAAUAGUGAUUCAGACCCCUUUCAGGAUGACUUAAAUGCAAAAAGCAAACCUAGCUUCAAUGGUAAGAUCACUUCCCUUCCUGCAGCAAAGAAAGAAAAGAACAAGCCAUCUUUUGCACAUUGUUCCACACAGGCUGAUACCAAUUUUUCACCUUUUUCAUCUGUAGAAUUUAGAUUGCCUGACAACAAGGUACGUCCAUUGGAACAGCCUUUAAGUGACAAACCCAUAGAGUCCCAGCCAACUGAUGCUAAUAAUGCUAACAGAAGUGCUCCUCAGGAAGAAGAUUCUCUGGAUAAACUCCAUGCUAUAUGUGGCCAGCAUUGUCCAAUACUGAUGGUGACCAUAACACCAAUUAAUGAGGAACAGAGAGGGUAUGCCUACCAAAAAGCAUCUGAUAUUGAGAACCACCUGAAUCCAUGUUUGUUGGCCAAAAAAUGUGAACAUUUACAAUGGUCAGGCAAAGAUUUAAUAACAGAUGAAAAUAAUCAUGUGAUUCUGAAGAAUAACUGUAUCAAUAAGAUUGCCAAUAAUAUUUUUGGUAGGUUUUAUGCAAAUAACACCCUAGAUUUUAUUAGUAACUUUGGAAUAUUUGUAUCAUCAACUCUGAAAGACACAAGCUGUUUAGAGAAGUUACAUAUUACAGGGGACGCGAAUGAAAAACCCAUGGAAGUCAUCAAACGUCAAAGUAAUGUAUCCAGACACAUACCCAGUGAUCUUGUGAUAGGCACAAAUAGUGAGCUACCCAAUGGAAAGCAAAAAACAUGCCAAACUCUAAGAAUAAGCCAGACUGAUAUUGUUGGAGAAAAAUAUUCUCCCAGGUUGGCAGACCCAGCAGAAACCUGUCAUUCUGAAACAUCUCUGAAGUGUAACACUUCUUUAAAUAACAUUGAACAUAAUGUGUAUGAGAAUCUGAAAAGUGAAAACGCCUUUCCUCCAGAAGAAGAAGAAGUAGAAGAAGAAGAAGAGAAAGAAGUUUGCUUUCGUACAAUGGCCAAUGGAAACAGUAAACAUGAGAAAGACUUAUAAGAGAGAUCUUGGAAUUUCUACAAUAUUAGAUUAGUGAAAACAUCUUCAGGAAAAUAAAUAAAAAUCACAAAAUAAACUGCUGAACAACGCACCUAGGAAAAAUCUUAAUGUGAAUCCAGCCCAAACCUAGAUAAAUAUAAAUCACAAGUGUAUAUCAAUGCUGAAAUACAUACGAUUACUUACAGUUUUAUG